UUUAAGAAAGAGAGAGAGGAUGGCAAGAUCCAUGCAUGGAGUACUAGUAACAAGCAGGGAACAAGAACAACCCUUUGCCCUCUCCAUUGCCUCACCAUCACCACAACUAGUUCCUACAAAUCCCACAUCAAAAAAAUUCUCUUUACCAGUAGAUUCAGAGCACAAAGCCAAAUCCAUCAAACUCUUCUCCUUCUCCCAACCCCACAUGAGGUCCUUCCACCUCUCAUGGAUCUCCUUCUUCACCUGCUUCGUCUCCACCUUCGCUGCUGCCCCUCUCGUCCCCAUCAUCCGCGACAACCUUAACCUAACCCGAUCCGACAUUGGAAACGCCGGUGUCGCCUCCGUUUCCGGAAGCAUCUUCUCCAGACUCGUAAUGGGCCUAGUCUGUGACCUCAUAGGCCCAAGAUACGGCUGUGCAUUUCUCAACCUCUUAGCAGCCCCAACUGUGUUUUGCAUUUCGUUCGUGUCAUCGGCUGGAGGGUACGUUGCUGUCCGGUUCAUGAUCGGAUUCUCUCUUGCGACGUUUGUGUCGUGCCAGUACUGGGUUAGCACCAUGUUUAAUGGUGAGAUUAUUGGGCUUGUUAAUGGGACUAGUGCUGGGUGGGGUGAUAUGGGUGGUGGAGUCACUCAGCUCUUAAUGCCUUUUCUUUUUCAUGUGAUUAAAUUGUGUGGAGCCACUCCUUUCACUGCCUGGAGGAUUGCAUUCUUCAUUCCAGGGUGGCUUCAUGUGAUUGUAGGGGUGAUGGUGUUAGUCCUUGGCCAAGACUUGCCUGAUGGGAACCUCAGUACCCUACAGAAGAGGGGUGAUGUUCCCAAAGAUAAGUUUUCAAAGGUGUUCUGGAAUGCAGUAAAAAAUUACAGAACUUGGGUUUUCUUCCUCCUCUACGGCUAUUCCAUGGGCAUUGAACUAUGCAUAAACAAUGUCAUUGCAGAGUAUUUCUACGACAGGUUCAAUCUCAAGCUCCACACCGCCGGAAUCAUUGCAGCCACCUUUGGCAUGGCCAACAUCGUGGCUCGGCCUUUCGGAGGAUACGCUUCUGACCUAGCAGCCAAAAACUUCGGCAUGAGAGGCCGGCUCUGGACUCUCUGGGUCCUCCAAACCCUAGGAGGACUCUUCUGCAUUUGGCUUGGCUUUGCGAAUUCUCUUCCAGUCGCCAUACUAGCCAUGGUCCUCUUCUCCAUUGGAGCUCAGGCCGCGUGCGGAGCAACAUAUGGUAUAAUCCCUUUUGUUUCGUGGCGGUCUCUGGGCCUUCUGUCUGGUUUAACCGGAGCCGGAGGGAACUUUGGAGGUGGAUUGACUCAGCUAGUGUUCUUUUCGGGCUCAAAAUACUCCACCGCGAGAGGGCUGACGUGGAUGGGGGUUAUGGCGGUGGCUUGUACUCUUCCGGUGGUGGUGGUGCACUUUCCGCAGUGGGGAAGUAUGUUCUUGCCGCCAUCGAAAGGUGGAAAGUGCACUGAAGAAGAGUACUACUCGGCAGAGUGGAAUGAUGAGGAGAAACAGAAGGGUUUGCACCAUGGUAGUCUUAAGUUUGCAGAAAACAGUCGGUCGGAGCGUGGGAAGAGAAAUGCAUCACCACCAUCACCAACCCCGCCGGAGUCGACUCCAAUCCAUGUUUAGUGCUUCAUAAUAUUGUUUUUAAAUAAUAGUAUCAAAAUAUAUA
Camellia sinensis is the source of this 1661-nucleotide messenger RNA. RefSeq names its product high affinity nitrate transporter 2.4. NCBI's taxonomy places the organism in Eukaryota, Viridiplantae, Streptophyta, Magnoliopsida, Ericales, Theaceae. Gene Ontology annotation, biological process: transmembrane transport. The record is from RefSeq and is a predicted model, not a curated record. Gene Ontology annotation, molecular function: nitrate transmembrane transporter activity.